GAAAGAACUUUUUGGAGAUCCAGAAUUUCAUAAUGGUGAGAGGACAUAAUAUGGAUAAUUACAAUUACCAAGCCAACCAGAAAUAAAUUCUAUUCAAGGUGCCAGAAUCUAAUGGAUGAAAUUUAUUGGAAUGGAAACUAAAUUUGUUGAAGAGAAGCAGGUACCCUCUUUUUCUGUGCUUGCCAACAAUCCAAGGCCAUCAAAAGAUACAAAUAAUGGAGGAUCAGAUAGCCAUCUUGGAAUGCCUAUCAUUCCUUGGCAAUCUGAAUCUCAUCCAAAAGAUCUUUGCUCUAUUCCACAGAUACCAAAGCAAAAUCAUUCAUCCUCAGCAUACAUUCAGGUGCCCAGCUAUCUGGAUAUUACUAAUGAAUCUAAGAAACAUUUCUUUAGGGAUUCACUAUAUCCUACUUCAACUACAGCUGAAGAUUAUUUUUUUCCUCUCAGGAUACGCCCCUCAUUACAGCUUUCAAAUGAGAAAUCUGAUGAUAAAGUAGAAAUUGUUCCUGGAAUAUAUAUCAUUAAGCAAAAACCCAGCACAAUCACUUUUUCCAACAAUGAAUGUUUAACCCCUGCCAUUGACAGUGACCUCCACAUCUGUAGAAUCAUUGAUACAGAAAUUUCUUCAUAUGAAUCUGUGGAAGAAGUAGAGGAAGGGAAUGAUGAAGCUUUCCCACAGCUGCCACUCUUGGAGACAUUUUUAAGAGAUAUUCAAACAAGAGAAGUCCCCCAUAGCAAACAAGAGGCACUUGGAUUUAUGAAGGAAAAACAUGCUUUUAAUGAAGGUAGUUCCUGUAAACAUUUGGGGAAAGAACCAAACAAAGAGGAAAACAAAGAAAAAGCAAUCAGUAAGAUGACACAACCGGAGGGUUCAGAGUGGUCAGACUCUAUGGCCUGUGUCAUGAAGAAGUUAGAGCGACUAAAUUUAGAUAUUGAAGAAGCUCUCAGUGCUGGCUCUUCCCCUUCUCAUACUCCUUCUUUCAAGAGGCGAAAACAGGACUCUAAAAAAGUGGAAAGUAUCCUUAAUAAAGAUCAUCAGAGCCAGAGACUUUGUGGAACUAAGGAGGAAAGUGCCCAGGAUCUAGAUUUGGCGCCAAACCCUAUGCCAACUGGAGCACGCCCAAAGAUGAAAGUGCUGCCUGACAAACAGAUCAAGGAGAGAGCUGCAUGA
This is a messenger RNA of Antechinus flavipes (yellow-footed antechinus), 1168 nucleotides long. RefSeq lists its product as uncharacterized. The record is from RefSeq and is a predicted model, not a curated record. The coding region runs from base 116 to 1168 and encodes 350 amino acids. Lineage: Eukaryota; Metazoa; Chordata; Mammalia; Dasyuromorphia; Dasyuridae. The transcript has 5 exons.